Dermacentor silvarum is the source of this 1945-nucleotide messenger RNA. Its product is annotated as regulator of chromosome condensation-like. The transcript has 8 exons. Gene Ontology annotation, molecular function: guanyl-nucleotide exchange factor activity. The record is from RefSeq and is a predicted model, not a curated record. The coding region runs from base 390 to 1706 and encodes 438 amino acids. Gene Ontology annotation, cellular component: cytoplasm. NCBI's taxonomy places the organism in Eukaryota, Metazoa, Arthropoda, Arachnida, Ixodida, Ixodidae.
AAACGUUUAUUGUAAAACGUUACAGUAUUUGCAAUUUUGUACAAAACUGUCGCAAAUUGUGGCUUUUGCUUUUUGUGAAGAUCUGUGCCGCACGCCGGGUUUUUACGUUGCAAGCGUUUUAUUUCAGUUCAAUAAAGAAUUAGAUUUUCACCGUUCCACUAAAAUGUACGAGUGAAAACGUAUAAAAUUACGCGCUUAUAACUUUAUUUUCAUGGCUUCCGCCUUAUUUAAGUAACAGGGAAAGUUUGAAGUACGAACUAUUUGCAGCCUCGCGGAGGAACAGUGGCUGGCGGUUAUGAGGGCGUGGGCGGGGCUUCACUGCAGACUGUGCUUUGUGUCACAUUUGGAGUAGCGGUGCGAAGCUUAAGGGCUAGUGUCUUCAUUUUGAAAUGCCACGCCGAAAGCCCGCGGCCCCAAAGAAGAUGGCACCUGUCAAGUCUGAAAGAAACAGCCAGGAAGCGGAGGCUAGCUCAUCUCCUUCUCUCAAAAGACUGAAGGUGGCGAAAGAAGUCUCCGUCAAACGGCGUUGUAGCCCCGGUUUUGUCUACACUGUUGGCCAAGGAGAUGUUGGUCAGCUGGGAUUGGGGCCAGAUGUCAUGGAGUUGGCACGUCCCGCUCUGGUCGCCGAGUUGAAGGAUGUGGUGGACGUCGUGGCCGGCGGCAUGCACACCCUGUGCCUCACAGCUGAUGGCAAGGUGUGGUCUUUUGGUUGCAAUGAUGAGGGUGCCUUGGGACGCCAGACAUCAAGCCUGGAGGGCACCGAGACAACACCAGGAAUCGUGGAGCUCCCAGAGCCAGUUGCCCAACUGACGGCAGGCGACUCCCACUCAGCCGCACUCACCGUUUCCGGAAAAGUCUACCUGUGGGGCAACUUCAGAGAUUCCCGAGGACAGAUGGGCCUUGUCACUGAGGGCAAGGCCGAACAGGCGCCAAAGCUGGUCGUCUCUGACAUUGUACAGAUUGCCUCCGGCAGUGAUCACGUGGUGAUGCUGACAGUUAAGGGCAACAUGCUGACCAUGGGAUGCGGAGAGCAAGGACAGCUGGGACGAGUGCCCAUAAGAACCACCUUGCGCCGAGCAUGCUGCCCUUCACUAGACAUGCUUAAGCCCAUUAAUGUCUACAUACCGAAACCCAGUGGUUGCAAGACACGAGCCUUCGACAGGAUAUGGGCUGGGCCAUAUAACACAUAUGCGAGGCUACGUGAAACGGGCAAGCUGUACGGGUGCGGUCUGAACAACUACCACCAGAUGGGAGUGCAGGCACACACGUCAACUGACAGUGGACAUAUUAUUUCUGUGCCUCGACCACUGACCUCCUGUCAAGGACAUAGGUGGGAACUUGUCAGCGGAGGCCAGCACCACACGCUGCUCCUGAGUGAGGAAGGCUCGGUCUUCACCCUCGGCCGCAAAGACUACGGCCGGCUUGGACUCGGGGCAUCCAUGCCUGCUGGUAAUGAAGACCAGGAGACCCCUGCCCAAGUGCCUGGCCUCUCUGGCUGCGUAGAGGUCUCGUGUGGAGAGGCGGUCUCAUUUGCCAUUGAUGGCGAAGGAUGCCUGCACUCCUGGGGUUUCGGCACAAACGGCCAACUGGGCCAUGGUGGUGACGACGAUUUGUUUGAACCAAAGAUCGUUGCUGGGAAGCUCACAGGCAAAAAGGUGCUGGUCAUCUCCGGAGGUGGCCAGCAUGCUGUAAUACUUGCCACAUGAUAGGCACUUUUCUAAGGAAAUUUGUUUUUCCCAUCAUCAAUACAUUGUUUUGUUGCAUUUUUAUACAGGACCACAUUGACAUUCUUUGUUUUUAUAUGUGACAAAGCGCAACAUUGAUUGAAAGUUUUAAAGAUUUUAAAGGUUGGACAUUAGCGUUUGACUGGUGCUACGAAGUUUUAUUACAGAAAUUUUCAACUCUUACUUGUGCUUUUUAAGACGAUGGCAACAAUUUCAAUAAA